Messenger RNA from Daldinia caldariorum, 1600 nucleotides. RefSeq names its product glycoside hydrolase family 10 protein. NCBI's taxonomy places the organism in Eukaryota, Fungi, Ascomycota, Sordariomycetes, Xylariales, Hypoxylaceae. Gene Ontology annotation, biological process: carbohydrate metabolic process. Gene Ontology annotation, molecular function: hydrolase activity, hydrolyzing O-glycosyl compounds. The record is from RefSeq and is a predicted model, not a curated record. The transcript has 3 exons. Bases 217 to 1416 code for a protein of 399 amino acids.
UUAUAGAGAACGAAAUUCACGAUGUCCAGUUGCUACUGUAAAUUUUCUUCGUCUCUUACCUUAAGAACUGCUUGCUAAACGGCAAAGAGAUCCUAUAUUGUAGGCUCAGCCGCUCACUCUCAUUAAUUAUCGCUUACUAUUAAGCAAUACCCUCGUUUCGAUUUAUGUUUACCAGACUGGCUUCGGUUUUUAUCUGUUGAACUCUCACUCCUUAAAAUGAAGCCAGCAACACUCGCUCUUCUUCUCAGCCCUGUGGGCAUUGUAGCCAGGCCCUGUGGUGGCCAUCGUUCUCAAACGGCAUCAAGUACUGUUUCUUCCGCAGCAUAUAUUGCCACUACAGCAUCAUCUACAGAUACUCAGCCUACUUUGGCAUCAUCUAUCGCUUCUAUUACCCCUACUUCCGUCCCACAAGUCACUCCUUCUGCCACGCCAUCCACCAGCGAGCAGGUUAGCUCCUCUACGACGACCUCCGCUGCCCCGACGUCUACUCAAGGCGGUGGUCCAUCAUCAGACAGCAUCGACGAGCUUUUCAAGGCGAAGGGAAAGCUUUAUUUUGGCACAGCUGCCGACUCCGGCACCUUAUCCAAGUCCCAAAAUGCCGCUCUCAUUAAGAAAGACUUUGGGCAAGUAACUCCUGAGAAUAGCAUGAAAUGGGAUGCUAUCGAACCGACUCGUGGCGGAUUCAGCUUCGGCGGCGCCGACGCGCUCGUAAACUUCGCCGUGAAGAACGGCAAGAGUAUUCGCGGUCACACGCUGCUCUGGUACCAGCAGCUGCCGGACUUCGUCAAGGCCAUCACGGACAAACAGGAGCUUACCAGCGUUAUCGAAAAUCACAUUAGCACCAUCGUCGGAAGAUACAAGGGCAAGAUUCGGGCUUGGGAUGUCGUGAACGAAAUCUUCAACGAGGACGGUACCCUUCGCGACUGCGUCUUCACUAAGGUUUUAGGCGAGGACUUUGUCCGUAUCGCCUUCGAAGCGGCGCACAAGGCGGACCCCGACGCUAAGCUUUACAUAAACGAGUUCCAUCUCGAGAGCGGUACCUCUGCCAAGACUACCGCCAUGUUCGAGAACGUCAAGAAGUGGCUUGCCGCUGGCAUUCCGAUCGACGGUAUCGGCCUCCAAGGCCACCUGGGUGGUGGCAACCCCAGCGCCAGCGGAAUGCAAGCCGGGUUGGAGAAGCUUGCCACCACCGGCGUAAAGGAACUUGCCAUUACCGAACUAGACAUCGUCAACGCGCCGGUCGACGAGUAUGUCACGGUCACCAAAGCUUGCCUUGCCGUCGAGAAGUGUGUUGGAAUCACCCUAUGGGGUGUGAGCGACGCCGAUUCGUGGCUAUCAAAGAGCUCACCGCUCCUUUUCAAUACCAGCUAUCAACCUAAGCCAGCCUAUGAUGCUAUUGUUAAAGCUCUCUCAUAGGUUAGCUCCAAAAACCAAGUAAGAAGAGCUCAUCACGCUCUUCGCAUAAUGGCAAAACAUCUUAUACGCUCUAAUAACCCCUGACUAUAAUAAUGGAAGCUGGAAGGACACGUUACCGAUGAAUCUUUGAGUGUAUUAUAAUAAUUGCUCAUAUAUAAUAAUAAUGCUACCUCCCGUAAAGCAA